AUGGUCCAGCAACAUCACUCCAUUAAAGUCUCCAGCUCCCAGAUGCAACGUACAUCUCAGACCACCAAGAUUGUGGGAGAGGAAGUUGUUUCUAGGAAAUCUUCUACCACUGUGGAGUACUUCAGCAUGGUGACACGCUCCUUUGAGAUCCCUUUAGGAGAAAGUAUCCCUGAAUUUGUGGAGAAGCCUCAUCCACUGACAGCCCCUGAGGGAGACAAAGCAGUAUUUCGAGCUAAAGUGAAAGGUAACCCCAAGCCCAGUGUAACAUGGAAAAGAGAAAGUGGGAUACCAAUAAAAGAAGGUUCAAAAGUGUUUUUUGAUAGUAUCAAUAAGGAGUUUGUGCUAAAGCUGGAGUCCCUCACCGCAGAUGAUGCUGAUAACUAUAAGUGCAUCGUUUCCAAUGACCAUGCUGAUAUUAUCUACACUGUGUCCUUGAUUGUGACUGAAAGUCAAGAAAAGUUGGAUUUCAAAAAAAUGCUUAAAAAAAGGGGCCCUCCUGCUCCAAAGAAGAAAGCGAAGAAGGUGACUGAUGAGAAGGAAAUGCUUGAAAUCCUCUCCAAGGUGCCGAAAAAGGACUUUGAGAAGGUCUGCAUGGAAUACGGCUUCACCGACUUCCGUGGGCUCCUCAAGAAGCUAAAGGAGAUGAAGAAGAAAGUGGAGGUUGAGGCAGUCAAAGUUCUAAAACCUCUUGAGGAUGUCUCAGCUAAAGUGGAUUCCACAGCUAUAUUUGACACCAUUCUGGAACUGAGGGACCCCAAUACUAAGAUGACAUGGUAUAAGGGUAAUGAUCCCUUGCGUAUUCAGUACUGCCUAGGAAAAUAUGAAAUAAAGCAGAUGGGUACAAAGUAUAUGCUGUACGUCUUAAACGUGAAUGAAAAAGACUGGGGCACCUACAGUCUAAUUGUAGCUGACAAGAAACUCUCAGCACAACUGAAAGUGAUAGAUGAGCCCCUAAAGUUCCUGGCAGAACUGAAGCCAUUGAAAGUGACAGAAAGGCAGACAGCAGUGUUUGAAAUCUGCCUGUCCAAAAAAGUGCCCAAUUUCACCUGGAAGUUCAAUGGGAAGGAGCUGAAGCGGGACGACAAAUAUGAGAUCAUCACAUCUGACGAUGGAUUAACCCACACAUUGAAAAUUAAGGAUGUUCGGCCCAGCGACAUUGGAGAGUUUAGCGCCCAGGCUGGGGAUCUGGUGCAGAAAGCGCCACUCUUCAUUGAACGAAUUCCAAUUAAAUUUGUCAGCAACCUGAAGAAUGUCCGAGUCAAGGAGAAGGGGAAAGCUUGCCUGGAGUGCGAGCUGACCUCUAAAGAUGUUACGCUGAAGUGGAUGAAGGAUGGGAGGGUGAUUGAGAGGUCUGACAAAUACAGCAUGACACAUGAAGGGAAGAGGGCAGAGCUGAUCAUUGACAAUGCUGAGCUGAGUGACUCAGGAGAGUACACAGUGGUUGCUAUGCAAGAUAAUGACCCAACGGAGUACUACAGCACUUCUAAUGUAACUGUGGAAGAGAGAUUUGCUACAGUCAAGAGCGGCAUGUCUGAUGUUCAGGCUCCAACUGGGAACCCAGCAGAGCUCUGCGUUGUCCUCAAUGAUGAGAAGGUAGAGGGAGUUUGGCUGAAGGACGGAAAAGAGAUCACGGAUAUGACAGGGAUCCAGAUAGUCAAGCAGGGAGCUGUCCACAAAUUGAUCAUUGACAAAAUGGGAGAGGAACAUGAAGGGAAGUACACGUUCAGAGCCAAGGGGGCAGAAAGUGAGGCCACCAUUGCCAUUGCAGAUGUUCCUGUCAUUGACCCAUCUGUGCUGGAGCUUUUGGCUGCACACCCAGUGACUGUGAAGGCCGGGCAUACAGCAUACAUCAAGGUCCCAUUCAAGGGAAAGCCACUGCCAAAAGUCACCUGGUUCAAGGAUGGUAUUGAGGUGACAGAAGAAGAGCGGGUUGUGAUGGAAAAAGCCAGUGACUAUGCAACGCUCACAAUAAAAAAGUGUGUGAGAGAAGACAGUGGAAACAUUAUGCUGAAGCUGAAAAAUGAUUGUGGUUCAGCUGUUGCUAAUAUGUUUCUCAACGUUGUUGACAAACCAAAACCACCGCAGGGUAAAGUGGAAUUGCUAGAGCGUACGGGAAAAUGCAUUAAAAUGAAAUGGAAAGCACCCAGAGACAAUGGAGGAAAGCAAGUGACCCACUUCAUCAUUGAAAAGAAGAUGGCUGGGAAAAAGUCUUGGAUCAAAAUUGGGGAAACUGACAGCAAACACACCACAUUUGCCACUGAUAAGGUAGAGGAAGGUAAAGCCUAUCAGUUCAGAAUCAUUGCUGUCAAUGCAGAAGGUCUGAGUGAUCCACUGGAGACAGAAGAAAUCUUUGCUGGAGAACCUAUUGAGCCCCCUGGACUGGCAUCUCAACCUCAAGUUACAGAUGUUACUAAGGAAGCUGUCACCAUCACCUGGAACCCACCAGCACAGGACGGCGGCUCCCCAGUACAAGGGUACAUUGUGGAAAGAAGGAAGAAAGGCAGCAACCUUUGGGUCCCAGUUACCAAAGAGCUAGUCCAAGAUACCAAGUUCAAAGUGGAUGGAUUGCUGGAGGAUACAGAAUAUGAGUUCCGUGUUACUGCUGUGAACCGUGCAGGGCCUGGACAACCCAGCGCAGCCUCAAACUCUGUUGUUGCAAAGGACCCCAUCAAGCCUCCGGGAAUGGUGAAGGGGAUCCAUGUGGUUGACUCUUCCAACUCCAGCAUUUCCUUGGCGUGGGAGCAACCAGAUCAAGGAGACUUGCCCUCAGGAUACAUACUCGAGAUGCGUGCAGAGAACACCAAGGAAUGGACAAAAUGCUCUAAGAUCCCAAUCUCCGGCACCAGCUACACUGUGGGAGGCUUGCAGGAGAGGCAGAAAUAUUUCUUCCGAAUCCGAGCGGUGAAUGAAGCUGGUGUGGGAGAACCAGCGGAGCUAGAUGAAGGAGUCUUAGCUAUGCCCCCUCCAGCCCCUCCUAAGUUUGAUCUAAGUACCAAGCUGAAGAGUCAUAUGGUGGUUCGCGCUGGGACAGCCCUCUGCAUUCAUGCUGCUUUUACUGGUUCCCCUCUACCAACUGUGACCUGGCAAAAAGAUGGAAUUCCCACAAAAGGGAGAGAGAUCAUCACCAAAGGCAAGAACCACUCCCAGUUCCUCAUCCACAGCACCAAGCGUUUUGAUUCUGGUGUGUACAGGAUCCUCCUUAGGAACGACUAUGGUGAAGCCCAUUAUGACAUCCAAGUACAUGUGGCAGAUUUCCCACGGCCACCAAAGAAUCUGCAGCUCGUUGAGGAAGUGCCGAACACCGUGACUCUGAAAUGGGAUCACACCCCAGAUAUAAUGGAUGAUGGGCAUGCCCAUUACGUCAUCAUGAAACGUGACGCUAGAACUGCCACCUGGUUCACUGCAGCUGAGAAAGUCUACAAUAACAAGUACACCGUCACAGCCCUGGUCCCAGGGAGGAAAUACUUUUUCCGAGUUAUUGCCCGCAAUGACAUUGGAGACAGUGACCCUCUGGAUUCCAAGGAACCCUGGCACAUCUCUAAAGACAAAGAGCGCUUCAAUGGCAAGUUGAAGGAGUAUCACGAGAGAGACUGGCGCCAGGCCCCCCACUUCAUUGCUCCGCUGAAGAACCAUGCAGUGCACCGGGGCCAGGACUGCACCAUGAGUUGUGCUUUCCUGGGCAACCCCCGCCCGGUGGUGACAUUGUACAAAGGCAAUGUGAACAUCACGGCCAAUUCUAAGUUCUGGUACAACUCAACAAGUGGCGUCUGCACGCUGAUGAUCCCCACCUGCAGCUCCAAGGACAGCGGCGACUACACCGUGGCCAUUGAGAACGAGCUGGGCCAGGAGAAAUGCAGCUGCGUGUUGACUGUGUAUGAUAAAGAUGAUAAAAGCCUCCUGGACUCAGUGACUGAAAGUCUUCAGAAGUCAAAGCACAUCAUGUAA
Emys orbicularis (European pond turtle) is the source of this 3945-nucleotide messenger RNA. RefSeq names its product immunoglobulin superfamily member 22 (gene IGSF22). The record is from RefSeq and is a predicted model, not a curated record. The transcript is spliced from 22 exons. NCBI's taxonomy places the organism in Eukaryota, Metazoa, Chordata, Testudines, Emydidae. Gene Ontology annotation, molecular function: protein binding. The coding region runs from base 1 to 3945 and encodes 1314 amino acids.